Molecule: messenger RNA, 1086 nt
Organism: Psilocybe cubensis
Lineage: Eukaryota; Fungi; Basidiomycota; Agaricomycetes; Agaricales; Agrocybaceae
Product: WD repeat-containing protein 5-like protein
Exons: 8
Coding region: 1-1086 (361 amino acids)
Cellular component (GO): Set1C/COMPASS complex
Molecular function (GO): histone binding
Source: RefSeq, a predicted model, not a curated record
AUGGAUCCAUUAGCUGGGAUGGAUGAUUCCUCAACUGACGAUGAUACUUCAUCGCAAACCACUGAGGAUGAUCCUCAAGUCCCUGAAAACCAGGUGUCCCAACCACCUAUUCCGGUUGUACCACCACCGGUAGCAGUUCCAGCUCCUGGACCCACACAACGCGAAAAACCCCACUAUGCACUUAGGCACACUCUCCGAGGCCAUACAAUGUCGAUAUCAGCUGUUAAAUUCAGCCCCGAUGGAAAGCUCCUCGCUUCGUGUGGCGCCGAGAAGAUGGUUAAAAUUUGGUCUCCAGAAACUGGGGAAUUCCUGAGGAAUUUGAAUGGUCAUACACAAGGGCUGUCAGACAUUUCAUGGUCUUCGGAUAGUGUUUACCUCGCUUCCGCCUCCGACGACACCACCAUCCGGAUAUGGGACGUCGAAACAGGCUUGACCCACAAAGUGCUGAAGGGCCACACUAAGUGGGUGUUUUGUCUGAACUACAACCAAGCUUCGAAUCUUCUUGUCUCUGGAGGCUGUGAUGGCGAUGUACGGAUAUGGAAUACAGCAAAAGGAAAGUGCAUACGAACUCUGCACGCGCACAUGGACUACGUAACCGCAGUCCAUUUCAACCGAGAUGCCUCUCUUAUCGUUUCAUGUGCCUUGGAUGGCCUAAUCCGUAUAUGGAACACAAGCAACGGCCAGUGUCUCAAAACUAUAGCAGAAGGCCACGACGCGAUAUGCCAACAUGUUCAAUUUUCACCCAAUUCAAAAUACAUCCUUUCGACAGCGCACGACAGCACCAUCCGCCUUUGGGAUUACCAGACUACGCGCUGCCUGAAAAUUUACAAGGGCCACGUUAACACCAAAUACUGCAUUUCGGCGUGCUUCAGCGUCACAGGUGGCAAAUGGAUCGUUGCCGGAAGUGAAGACCAUAAAACCUACAUAUGGGACCUCCAAACUCGCGAAAUCGUCCAAAUUCUGGAAGGACACACUGAUAUUGUAGUCGCAGUGGCGACUCACCCUCAACAAAAUAUGAUUGCUACAGGUUCUAUAGACUCAGACCUGGCAAUUAGAAUUUGGGUCGACCCAAUUCCUAGAACUUAA